AUGGCGGCCCCCAUGGCAUGGAGGAGGCUUGUGUACUCGGUGUACACACCGGCUCUCUCCGGAGUUUUUAGUAAAAUUUCCGACAAAUUCUUACGGAAACAUGACAAAAGAAGAGGGUCAUCUCUGUUACUCCUUGCUCCUCUCCUGGCUGAAACAGACCCCGUGGUUGUCUCCUCCUCUCGCCCCCCGGGCUCCAGCGGAGUCGAGGGGUUACAUUCCCGUUUUCACUGGAUCGCCGACCAUGUCCCUGCCUUCAGGGUGCCCGGGUCACACAUACACAUCCUCCGCUCCCCGGAUGAGUUUUACCAAGUUAUGAAGGCACGUAUAAAAACGGCCAAGCGUCGGGUGGUGAUGGCGUCUCUGUAUCUGGGCACAGGACCCCUGGAACAAGAUCUGGUUGAUUGUAUGGAGGAAGCUUUGGAGCGGUCCCAGGCUCAAAAGACCCCAGACCUGAGAGUCUCUGUGCUGCUGGACUACACACGCGGGUCCCGAGGGAAGAAUAACUCUCGUACGAUGCUGCUGCCCCUGUUGCAGAGGUUUCCAGAGCAGGUUCGUGUGUCUCUGUAUCACACCCCAGACCUCAGAGGUCUUCUCAGGCUGCUUGUGCCCCAGCGCUUCAAUGAAACCAUCGGAGUUCAGCACAUCAAAGUUUACCUGUUCGACGACAGUCUCAUCAUCAGCGGAGCCAACCUGAGUGACUCGUACUUCACAAAUCGGCAGGACCGGUACGUCCUUCUAGAGGACUGUGGCGAGGUCGCCGACUUUUUCGCCGACCUCGUGGGCGCCGUCGGAGACGUUUCGCUACAGCUUGGUGCCGACGACAAUGUUCACAUGAUGGAGGGCAUGGUGCACCCCUACAAAGGUAACCGGGCUGAUUUCUCCAGGUCAGCACGGCAACGGAUCAUGGACGUGGUGGACAGGGCUCGCGUGCGGCAGCGCAUUCUGGAGUCUGACCAAUCGGAAGAACUGCUGUCGUAUUUGGGGGAGGGGCAGAAAGAUACCUGGGUUUUCCCACUGGUGCAGAUGAAGCCACUGGGCAUCCACCUGGACGAACAGGUGACGAAGAGGCUCCUGACAGAGGCGGGUGGAGAUGCCACAGUGUACCUGACCUCCGGCUACUUUAACCUGACGCGUGCCUACAUGAGGCUAGUUCUGGGCGCAGCUGCGGACUAUCGUAUUCUCAUGGCCUCUCCAGAGGUUAACGGCUUUUUCGGGGCCAAAGGUGUGGCAGGAGCCAUCCCUGCAGCUUACAUACACCUGGCACGGCAGUUUUACACCAAGGUGUGCCAGCUGGGACAGCAGAAACGGGUUCAUCUACACGAGUACUAUCGUCCUGACUGGACGUUUCACGCCAAAGGAUUAUGGUACUACCUUGAAGGGAAGGACCGCCCUUGCUUAACCCUUAUUGGUUCCCCAAAUUUUGGUUACCGGUCUGUGCACAGGGACCUUGAGGCCCAGAUCGCUAUAGUGACAGAGAAUGAAGAUCUUCAGGCUCAGCUGCAGGAGGAGCAGCAGAUGUUAUACCAGAGGUCUUCAGAGGUGUCCAGUGCCACAUUCAGGCAGCCAAACCGCUAUGUGAAACUAUGGGUGAAACUGGUUACUCCACUCAUUAAAAACUUCUUCUGA
Chanos chanos (milkfish) is the source of this 1626-nucleotide messenger RNA. RefSeq names its product phosphatidylglycerophosphate synthase 1 (gene pgs1). Gene Ontology annotation, cellular component: mitochondrion. The record is from RefSeq and is a predicted model, not a curated record. The transcript is spliced from 10 exons. Gene Ontology annotation, molecular function: CDP-diacylglycerol-glycerol-3-phosphate 3-phosphatidyltransferase activity. Lineage: Eukaryota; Metazoa; Chordata; Actinopteri; Gonorynchiformes; Chanidae. The coding region runs from base 1 to 1626 and encodes 541 amino acids. Gene Ontology annotation, biological process: cardiolipin biosynthetic process.